This is a messenger RNA of Penicillium concentricum, 279 nucleotides long. RefSeq lists its product as uncharacterized. The transcript is spliced from 2 exons. The record is from RefSeq and is a predicted model, not a curated record. The coding region runs from base 1 to 279 and encodes 92 amino acids. NCBI's taxonomy places the organism in Eukaryota, Fungi, Ascomycota, Eurotiomycetes, Eurotiales, Aspergillaceae.
AUGGCCCUAAGGUUGUGGACUUGCUAUAGGAAUAAAUUUUCCGGAAUUGAAUGGCAAUUCUCGGAACUGGCUUCGGGCAUAAAAAGGCUUUUGAACGAAAGAACGGAACCUGAAAGAAGUGAUAGCAUGGAAAGCAGACAGGAAGGAGAUAGUGAGGAAUUCCUUUCGAAAAAGGAAUUCUGUCAGUCCCUGGAGAAACGUAGACUUCUCGAUUUACUUUCUUCAGGUGAGCCUGAGCAGAUUGGAUUCACUUUCGAUUGGUACAGGCACAGUAUCUAA